AUGACCAGGCCUCCCCACGUCCACUGGGCUGUUGGCGGUGCUCAAGCGAGUGCCCGUCUUCUUCCUCCUUGCCCCUUCUCUGGCGGCGCCCCUCUGGCGAACGGGACCCGCUGUUGUCCCUCCUCCCUCCCUGCCUGGUCCGCUCCUGCCCGCGCCGCGCGGCUCAUCCUCCCACCGAUUCCUGCGUGCCUGCUGCCGCUCCAGCGGCUGCCCGCCGUCGCCACUCCAAUCUCCCCGCUCUCCCCAUCGGUCAUGCGCCCUGGAAUCCCCUCCACGUCCGUCUCCACGCUGCUGCUCUCUUUCUGGCGCGUGGAUCCGCUCCGCCCUUCCCGCGCCCCGCUGCCUUUGUCUCCGCGUCUCGCGCUCCCUCUCAUCUUGGGCUAUCCGCUCCUGCUGAAGCGCGUCCUUGGCGCGCUGCUCUUCCCCACUGCUGGCCUCGCGGCCGUGCUAUCCCUCCGCCUGGCUCGCGCCAAUGUUCUCGUCCGCCUGUGCGUGUUCGGCGUGUUCCGCGUCAUCGCCGUGCUCGUCGAAUUCCGCGGCCCGGUCUUCGUCGUCAUCUCCCUCCUUGGCGCUUUCGUCCUGCAGCCCCUGGCCCUCCUCGUCCGCUUCUGCGUCUAG
Molecule: messenger RNA, 618 nt
Organism: Closterium sp. NIES-65
Lineage: Eukaryota; Viridiplantae; Streptophyta; Zygnematophyceae; Desmidiales; Closteriaceae
Source: the annotation of a GenBank genome assembly